AUUACCGCGGAUUACAAGCGAACCGCACGGGACAAUUGCUCUAUCCCCACUGUGCGAUAAAGCUGACCCCCGAUCUCCACGAAUUUUAAAGAAGAAUCUUGUUCCAAGUAGUGCUGGAGGCAGUGUCCGUUAACACAAACAUUUGCGCUCGUAGAGGAGGCUACAAACUCAUAUGGAGCCUUACAGGAGUUCGGCGUGCUCGAUGAGAGCAUUAUAUUGUGUAUCUUUCUAGAGUUUGCAAUUAAGGAUACACGGAUGGACCUUUUGUCACCGACAAAAUGACUUGGACUCUCCUAAUCGUUUACUUUCUCACAUUAAUUAUAUGUGGCAGCUGUGCAGACUCAGAAGAACGCCUGAUGAACUGGCUGCUGGGAAAGGAUCGUUACAACAAGCUGAUCCGGCCGGCCAUAAACAGAACGGAGCGUGUGACUGUUAAACUUCAGGUGUCUCUGGCCCAACUCAUCAGUGUGAAUGAAAGAGAACAGAUUAUGACCACCAAUGUCUGGCUCACGCAGCACUGGGUAGACUACAGACUGUCAUGGGAUCCUUCUGAUUAUGAAGGCAUCGAUAAGCUACGUAUUCCCUCCAGACACAUCUGGCUUCCUGAUAUUGUGCUGUAUAACAAUGCUGAUGGCACCUAUGAGGUGACAGUGUUCACCAAUGCCAUUGUUCAAUUCAACGGCAGCAUCUUCUGGCUCCCUCCAGCUAUCUAUAAGAGUGCCUGCAAGAUCGAAGUGAAGCACUUCCCCUUCGACCAGCAGAAUUGCACCCUCAAGUUCCGCUCGUGGACCUACGACCACACGGAGAUCGACCUGGUCCUGAAGUCGGAGGUGGCCAGCAUGGAUGACUUCACGCCCAGCGGUGAGUGGGACAUCCUUGCCCUUCCGGGUCGACGGACCGUCAACCCCCUGGACGCCACCUACGUGGACCUCACCUAUGACUUCAUCAUUAAGAGGAAACCCUUGUUCUACACCAUAAACCUCAUCAUCCCCUGUGUCCUCAUCACCUCCCUGGCUAUACUGGUGUUUUACCUGCCCUCUGACUGUGGAGAGAAGAUCACCCUGUGUAUCUCCGUCCUCCUGGCACUCACUGUGUUCCUGCUCCUGAUCUCCAAGAUAGUCCCGCCCACCUCGCUGGAUGUGCCCCUGAUAGGCAAGUACCUGAUGUUCACUAUGGUACUGGUGACCUUCUCCAUCAUCACCAGUGUGUGCGUGCUCAACGUGCACCAUCGCUCCCCCAGCACCCACACCAUGCCCACCUGGGUCAAGCUGGUGUUCCUGGUCAAGCUGCCCGCCUUGCUCUUCAUGAGGCGCCCCCAGAAUAACUCGGCUCGCCAGAAGCUGCGGCUGCAGAGGCAGCUCAGGUCCCGCAGGUCCAUGCUUGGUCUGGGUUACCCCGUCCCCUGUAAGACAGCCCCAGUCUUGUCCUCCUCCUCGGUCCUCCUCUCCACCGCUUCCGCCUUCUCCUCCCCCGGACACUUUAACAACAAGAAUGCAGGCCCACCAGGGUUCAGCCAUUCCUCCAGGAAGGGGGAUGUCCGUUCCACAGAGUACCUGCCCAACAGUACCUUCCCUCCCAGCCAGGACCUCCGUCUAAGAGGCGGUUCCGACUGGGGGGCCGAGAUGCAGGAGGCCGUGGAUGGGGUCCGCUUUGUGGCUGAUCACAUGAUGGGGGACGAUGAUGACCAGAGUGUGAUUGAGGACUGGAAGUACGUGGCCAUGGUGGUUGAUCGAAUGUUUCUGUGGAUAUUUAUCAUCGUGUGCGUCGUGGGCACCCUGGGACUCUUCCUUCAGCCUCUCUUUCAGCACCAGAUCGUCCCCAUCCAGCAUGCUCACGCAGAGACCCCCCGCAUCUGAGCCCACAUGAGGGGUGGGAGGGUCAGGGGGUUUGAUCUAGUGGUUUACAGAAAUACAAGCAACUGUAGCUGUGGUUACAUUGAAGGACAUGUACAGUACUUCCAAAAUGACAUACAUGCCUUAUGAGAAGCUAAUUUGGUCUCUGUAAAGUUUAAGACAUAAUGGACAAUUCGUUUAACAGGACUGAUGCAGGCAAGACUCAUGUUGUACUUGAGGAAAAGUAAACCGAAUAAUGGCGGUUAUCACAUUAUUGUGUUGAAUGGCAUUACCAAGUUGUUCAACUCAAAG
Molecule: messenger RNA, 2144 nt
Organism: Osmerus eperlanus (European smelt)
Lineage: Eukaryota; Metazoa; Chordata; Actinopteri; Osmeriformes; Osmeridae
Gene: chrnb4
Product: cholinergic receptor, nicotinic, beta 4 (neuronal)
Exons: 6
Coding region: 279-1856 (525 amino acids)
Biological process (GO): chemical synaptic transmission; monoatomic ion transmembrane transport; regulation of membrane potential
Cellular component (GO): plasma membrane; postsynaptic membrane; neuron projection
Molecular function (GO): acetylcholine-gated monoatomic cation-selective channel activity; transmembrane signaling receptor activity
Source: RefSeq, a predicted model, not a curated record